AUGAAACUGGAUGCGGUGGUCCGGGGAGUCGUGGUGGCCAUCUUCCUCGCGCGAGCACACCAGCGCUACGGGUUCGUCCUCGCUGAGCCGGCCCCUUGCUCCUCCUGCUCCUCCUCCUCCUCCUCCUCCUCCUCCUCCUCCUCCUCGUGCAAAACAAACGACCCCUCGCCCCAACCAUCAUCACCUCCGGCGGAAGCUCCUACCCCUAUCCAGUUACCCUCGGUUCAGAGGAGGAGAAAAUAUUUUUUCGGCCGAAAAGGCGACGACGUCAAUGGCGGCGGCGGGGGCGGGAUCAGCGAUGACAACGAGGCCAUGGGGGAGGAGGAGAAAGGGUGGGGACUGGGUUGGGAGAACAGUCGGGCGGAAGGAGGCUUGCGGGAUGGCGGCAGCAGCGGUAGCGCAGCAGACUACGAGAGGCAGGAUGAUGACGGCGACGACGACAGGCACGAUGGCGCGGCGGCGGCGGCGGCGGCGGCAGCGGCGGCGGCAGCUGGUGCCGGGGUUAGUGCUGUUAGCGAGGAAGAGGUCGCCAUGUUCGCCGCACAUGCCGCCUUCGCUGAAACCACUGACACCGCUGUCUCAGCAGCCGUCCCCGCCGCUACCGAGCUGUCGGAGUGCAACGCGUCGGUCGAGGGUAGCGGCGGCACCGCCGCUACCGGCGACGGCGGCGGCACCGGCCGUAGUGGAGGCGGCAGCGGGCCCAACAGCAGCGGUGUUGUCGACACGGGCGGGGCGGGUGGCGGCGCGCCGGAAGAGCGGAGGAGCAGUGGCCACGGGGCUUCUAGUGGGGGCGGGGUGGUAUCCGGGGAUGACUCAGGCGCUGGUGUGAAGCCGAGAGGCGGGUGGAGGAUAGGGGAAGGCCUUUCAGUGCCCCAGGAUGGGGCUCAUGCCGUGUGGAGCCGCUUCAAGGAGGCGCUUGAGGUUAGGGUGGAGGCGGCGGCGGCGGCGGUGGCCGGAGGGGGAAGGGGCGAGGGUGUCGCCGCGGGUAGAAGGAGAAGGGACAAGGCGGCGGGCGAGGAGCUGGUGGAUGAAGUGCUGCUGGAGGAGAAGAGGGAGGCCGUGUUGGCUGCGGUCCGAUGGGCUUGGAAGGGAUACACCACCCACGCCUGGGGAACGGACGAGCUCAACCCCUUGACGAGGCGAGGCAAGACUUCCUUCAGACUCGGCCUAACCAUCGUCGACUCGAUGGACACGCUCUGGCUGGCCGGAGAGAAGGGGGAGUUCGCCCGGUGCCUGCAUUGGGUGACCAACGUCAUGGACCUGGACGUCGACCAGAAUGUGAACGUCUUCGAGACGACCAUCCGGGUGCUCGGAGGACUGCUGGCGGCGUACCACCUUUCUGGCGAGGAGGCCCUCCUGACCAAGGCCGCAGACCUCGGCCGCAGGCUGUCCAAGGCCUUCGACUCGCCGUCCGGGAUUCCCUACUCGGACGUGAACUUGAGAUCGGGCCGCGCCUUCAACCCAAGGUCGUCCCCGGGCAGCUCGCUCUCGGAGGCCACGACUCUUCAGCUCGAGUUCAGUUAUCUGACGAAGCUUACGGGGGACCCUUCUUUCCACAGGGCGGCGCAGGGAGCCUCUGACGCCGUCGAGGAAGCGAUCGUCAAGCUUGCGUGGGGGGAGAAGGGCCGAGGGGAGCGGCAGGGGUUGGCUCCUGUUUUCGUCGAUCCCAAGACAGGGCUCUUCGGGGAGUCUGGCGGGGCGGUCGGGACGAAUCGCGGGCUGGUCACUCUCGGCGCGAGGGGGGACUCGUACUACGAGUACCUGCUGAAGCAGUGGCUGUUUUCCGGCAAGAAAGACACCAAGUAUCUUCGGAGGUACCAGGAGGCGGUUCGAGCGGUGGAAGCGACGCUGCUUCAGAAGUCCUACCCGGGGGAACUGUGGUUCGUCGGCGAGCUAGUCGGCGAAAACUUCUCUCCGAAGAUGGACCACCUCGUCUGCUUCCUCCCAGGAACUUUGGCUUUGGGCCAACUGCGAGGGGCGGCCGGGGAGGGCGACGGGCACCUGGCGUUGGCCCGAGAGCUCAUGGAGACAUGCUAUCAGAUGUACGAGCGCACGGGGACGGGUUUGGCCCCGGAGAUCGUGCACUUUAAGAUCGCAGAUGGCGGGAGCGACGGCGGCGGCGGUCAUGGCGAAGACAUGAUCAUCAAAGCGAGAGAUAGACAUAACCUCCUCCGUCCCGAGACGCUGGAGUCGCUCUACUACCUGUACUGGAUUACCGGCGAGGACGGGUACCGGGAGCAGGCAUGGGCGAUCUUCGAAGCCUUCGAGGAACACUGCCGGGUGGACCGAGGGGGCUACGCCGGGCUCGAGGACGUUACCGACGUGCGCUCCGAGAGGCUCAACAAGAUGGAGACUUUCUUCGUGAGUGAGAGCCUCAAGUACCUGCUGCUCAUAUUCUCGGAGGAAAACCCCCUGCCGUUCGACAGCUACGUUUUCAACACGGAGGCCCACGCUUUCCCGAUUUUCUAG
Molecule: messenger RNA, 2469 nt
Organism: Ectocarpus siliculosus
Lineage: Eukaryota; Phaeophyceae; Ectocarpales; Ectocarpaceae
Source: the annotation of a GenBank genome assembly